UACUCAUCCACCUGAGCAUCCUCAUCUCUGACACACUUAACUUAGUAUUAUGCUUAUAUUUUAAAGGCCAACAUUCGGCACCAUAAAGCAUAUUUAAUGAUGAUUGUUCUAAGUAAUGUAUAUAGUAUUUUCAUCAUAAUUAGUCAAUAAUUUUUGCAUUGUAAAGGCAUAUUCUUAGUGAAUACUAUUAUUUAAGGACUAUUGUUAAUAAAUAUAGUUUUAUCUUUUCAUCUUGGUUCUAAUCUACCCCCAAACCUUAGAUUGAUGUACAACUUACUUUUUUUAUCAUGUUGAACUAACAACUAGUGUAAGACAUCACAUUCGACUAACAAUUGGUAUAUGUGAGUCUGGGGAGAGUUUUAAAGAGUUAGGUUAUGACUGAUGAGAUAAAUUUUUAGAAGAUAAAUUGAAUUUUAGAUAAGAUAUUGUCCAGAGAUUAGCCCUUAUUUUAUGAGGAUUUAGUGAUCUGAGGUUUGAUUUUUUCAUAGGGGGUUAAUUAACCCCUUCGAUAAUAAGAAAGAACUUUUAAUUAAUUAGAUAGGCAAUGAGUUCCAAGUAUAUAGUAGUACCAGUUUUAAAAUUUUGAAAUUAUUUUUUUUAGGAAUUUUAGAAUUUGAAAUUUGUCACUAUAUACUUAAAACGAGUGACGGGGGAAUGAUGAUGGGCCCGAUCAAGGUCUUAUGAUUCUAUCGUCUUUGAUUGUCAUGGCCCCUGGUCCACUUAGUCAGUGAACAAUCCAAUUUGAUCGAAAGAUUCUUCUUGGUACCUAUAGGUUGCUUCGUCCAAAGGGACCUUGUAGAUUUUUGGUGAAUAUUUGUUUAAGGGAUAUAUUUGAGUUAGCCUUUGUCCUAUCUAUUAUAUCAUAUAAUUCAUUAUUCAAGUGUUUAGAGCUAAGGCAAUAUAUAGGCUCUAGAUGUGAUUGUAAUUAUGGAGAAGACCUUGACCAAAUUUAGAGUGUUCCAUCAGACGACCCAUAUUGAAUUUUAUGAUCAUGGAGCAUUUGUCAAUCAUUUAUGUAUAUUAAUAUGUCAAAAUUAAGCGAUAUUGAGCUCGUUGGUUUUGUUUCGUUGAGCCCCUCGAUUUGACUGUAAGCAUGCUAUACUUGAAAAUUAUUUGGUCACUCAAUUAAUAUUAUGAAGCUUUCAAAUGUGUGUUGCCAUUAAUUUGGGCUCGGAUUUAACUAAUUUUAGUAUCAUUGGAUUCAUUUCGUUGAGAUGUUCAUUUUGACUAUAAGUUUGCCAAGAUUGGAACUUGGAUGGUUCAAAAUUGAAUUUCAGAUAUCAUUAAUUUGAAUAUACCUCAAAAUUCAUGUCUAACCAGGAUGAUUCUUGAUAGUGUAUAUCUCUUAAAUAUUUAUAUACCAUAAGACGCAAUUAGAGGCCGAAUUUCCAAAUCGAAACCACCGUUCGCAAAUCCCUGUACAAAAUCUUAGAAGCUUGAAUGCCGGCGUUGAUCCGAUGCUUAAUUAUAAGGCUCAAUUAAUCAGAUCUAAAAGCACUACGCCAGAUCGGUAAAAUUAAUCCACCGAUGGCCGAAGAAACCCUAACCAAUUCCAUGGUCCCCGCCCUCUCCGUCGCCGGAAAAAUCCCUUUCCGCUCCAAAAAGGUCCGCAAAUCCUCCACCACCUCCACGACAGCCGCGGAAACAUCGAAGAAACCCCGUCUCAUCCUUCCACUUGCUCUCUCCAUCGCCGGCGAGCUCGAUUCCGCCCUCCGCCAUCUCACCACCGUCGACUCCCAGCUCGCCGUCAUCAUCAAAUCCCUAGAGCCCCCCUCUUUUCACAAUCUCAGCACCCCCUUCCUUUCUCUUUCCCGCAGCAUCCUAUACCAGCAGCUCGCCACAAAGGCCGCCGCAAGCAUCUACGCCCGCUUUAUCUCCCUCUGCGGCGGCGAAGAUUCCGUCGCCCCCGAGGUCGUUCUCAGUCUCACCCCGCCGCAGCUCCGUCAAGUUGGUGUCUCCUCUCGCAAGGCAUCGUACCUUCAUGACCUCGCUAGCAAAUACCAAUCAGGAUUUCUCUCUGAUUCCGCCAUUGUCGCUAUGGACGAUGACGCUCUUUUUUCCAAGCUUACGACGGUGAAGGGAAUCGGGCCUUGGUCUGUUCACAUGUUCAUGAUCUUCUCACUUCAUCGUCCGGACGUGCUACCCGUGGGCGAUCUUGGCGUUCGCAAAGGUGUGCAGAUUCUUCUUGGCUUGAAGAAGAUUCCUCAGCCGACGGAGAUGGAGGAGCUCUGCAAGGCUUGGAGACCGUAUCGAUCGGCUGCGGCCUGGUACAUGUGGCGGCUUGUUGAGUCCAAUGGGAAGGCUGCGAAGGCAUCGAUUUGAAACGCUGUAGGUUUGGUGGAUUUGCUGAAUCUCUGUUUGAGCUACAGCAGCCUAAUUAAUGAGAUUUCUUGGGUGAGAAUUGUUUGCCAUUCUAGUAUCAACUCAAUCAGUGCUGUAAGCUUAUUUGAACUCCACUGCUGUUUGAACUAUCGUCCAUUAUCUUUUAAAUAUAUACUCCCUUAUAAG
Dendrobium catenatum is the source of this 2508-nucleotide messenger RNA. Its product is annotated as probable DNA-3-methyladenine glycosylase 2. Gene Ontology annotation, cellular component: protein-DNA complex; nucleus. Gene Ontology annotation, molecular function: alkylated DNA binding; DNA-7-methylguanine glycosylase activity; DNA-3-methyladenine glycosylase activity. The record is from RefSeq and is a predicted model, not a curated record. Lineage: Eukaryota; Viridiplantae; Streptophyta; Magnoliopsida; Asparagales; Orchidaceae. Gene Ontology annotation, biological process: base-excision repair, AP site formation; base-excision repair; DNA alkylation repair. Bases 1528 to 2322 code for a protein of 264 amino acids. The transcript has a single exon.